Mycena indigotica is the source of this 1353-nucleotide messenger RNA. RefSeq lists its product as uncharacterized. NCBI's taxonomy places the organism in Eukaryota, Fungi, Basidiomycota, Agaricomycetes, Agaricales, Mycenaceae. The record is from RefSeq and is a predicted model, not a curated record. The transcript has a single exon. Bases 1 to 1353 code for a protein of 450 amino acids.
AUGACUUACCGCGCGUCCCCUCACAUCGCCUUAUCACCUGCGGCUGUUGUAAAACAACUCCACGACCUCAUUCCCGAGUUCGCCAAUGCCCUCCUCCUCCCGCAUCACGUAACGCGAUUCGUGGCCAUAUUCUGCCAGUCAAAACAUAUCCCUCGGUUAUUGGAUGUCUUCGUUUCUUACUGGAACUAUAUAUGGUCUACGAAACAAUGCCUCAGCCACUUUGUCGUCCCCCGGGCGCUGAAGCCGUGGAUACACUUUCCUCCCAACCCACUGCCUUUUUCCACGCAAACCACCGCUUCCCCAACAACCAUUAACACACAUCCACCAUGGCAAUUUACUCUGGGCCCCUUUAACGGCUCCCUUCUCGACCUCUUCCUCGACAUCUUCACGCUGUCAAAAUUCUACGUCAUGUUUCUGCUCUUGAACGUCGAAGAGGGUUGGAGACAGGCAUUCACACUUCCACUGUUGGCAGAUAUUUGCGCCGCUCGUUUGGACUGCAGAUGUCGCGGAAAACGACCAUCAAAUCCAUAUCGCCUCCUGACCAGUCUUUGCAUCUCGCGUCUUCACCAACGGCUUUCCCAAAAAAUUGUUUACAACAACAAAUCGCACGAUUUUGUCCCGCCACCAUUCCACGACCUCGUUCUCGAUGUUGUUCCUCCCUUCCUCCUGAUAUCGGUCCUGUCCACCUUCUUCUGCUCCGCCUCCUGGAUUGGACACCGCGCGAUACAGGACGCUCAUAUACUUCAAGAUGAACACUUACAUGCGCACGAACCCGUUCCAUUCCGUCUUCCGACCGCCACAUGUCGACCAAAUCCGAAUUCUCCAUUACACCACUUUCGAGCACAAACGAACGACUUCCCCGAUAUCAGAUCUCCCUCUUCCAGCACGCGCGCUUGUCGCAGGACGACUCCCUUGGCCAAAUUCGACUCUCUAGAUGCCCUUCCUCCUCAUCUCCUUGAUAUAUCGCCAUAUCCUGCCGUUUUUCUGUCUCCAAACCUUUGCUCGCUCAUCUUCCGUGUCAUUGACGUGUGGAAUAAUUGUGUCUCGAGCAAGAAUCAUCGUCGUUACCUCACUUCGUCGAUGAUUGCACCGAUACAAGCCCUUGGGCCUCCCCCGUUUAGAGCCACAAGCGAUGGCCCCGUUCCGAAUUUGCUUCCAGGCCAGGCGACGAGCGCUGUCUUCACUCGUUCUCGCCAAUUUCUACACAAUCUGCGGGUGUUCUACGGGGAGCUAAAGCGGUAUGGAGUCGAGGGGGAUGGCGUGUGCAUGCUGAUGUGGCUGCAAUACAUAAUGUCAUCCGGUGGGGGCGGAUUUUGGAUGUCGGUCUUCGUCUGGAUGCCUGACCAGACAUGA